Molecule: messenger RNA, 1644 nt
Organism: Centruroides sculpturatus (bark scorpion)
Lineage: Eukaryota; Metazoa; Arthropoda; Arachnida; Scorpiones; Buthidae
Exons: 3
Coding region: 1-1644 (547 amino acids)
Source: RefSeq, a predicted model, not a curated record
AUGAGAGGGGAGAGAGAUCCUUUAAAAAGUCAGAAAUUCAAGGAGAAAGAAUGGUCGUUUCCCCCUAGUCCAGUCUGUGGGGAGAGAGAUCCUUUAAAAAGUCAGAAAUUCAAGGAGAAAGAAUGGUCGUUUCCCCCUAGUCCAGUCUGUGGGGAGAGAGAUCCUUUAAAAAGUCAGAAAUUCAAGGAGAAAGAAUGGUCGUUUCCCCCUAGUCCAGUCUGUGGGGAGAGAGAUCCUUUAAAAAGUCAGAAAUUCAAGGAGAAAGAAUGGUCGUUUCCCCCUAGUCCAGUCUGUGGGGAGAGAGAUCCUUUAAAAAGUCAGAAAUUCAAGGAGAAAGAAUGGUCGUUUCCCCCUAGUCCAGUCUGUGGGGAGAGAGAUCCUUUAAAAAGUCAGAAAUUCAAGGAGAAAGAAUGGUCGUUUCCCCCUAGUCCAGUCUGUGGGGAGAGAGAUCCUUUAAAAAGUCAGAAAUUCAAGGAGAAAGAAUGGUCGUUUCCCCCUAGUCCAGUCUGUGGGGAGAGAGAUCCUUUAAAAAGUCAGAAAUUCAAGGAGAAAGAAUGGUCGUUUCCCCCUAGUCCAGUCUGUGGGGAGAGAGAUCCUUUAAAAAGUCAGAAAUUCAAGGAGAAAGAAUGGUCGUUUCCCCCUAGUCCAGUCUGUGGGGAGAGAGAUCCUUUAAAAAGUCAGAAAUUCAAGGAGAAAGAAUGGUCGUUUCCCCCUAGUCCAGUCUGUGGGGAGAGAGAUCCUUUAAAAAGUCAGAAAUUCAAGGAGAAAGAAUGGUCGUUUCCCCCUAGUCCAGUCUGUGGGGAGAGAGAUCCUUUAAAAAGUCAGAAAUUCAAGGAGAAAGAAUGGUCGUUUCCCCCUAGUCCAGUCUGUGGGGAGAGAGAUCCUUUAAAAAGUCAGAAAUUCAAGGAGAAAGAAUGGUCGUUUCCCCCUAGUCCAGUCUGUGGGGAGAGAGAUCCUUUAAAAAGUCAGAAAUUCAAGGAGAAAGAAUGGUCGUUUCCCCCUAGUCCAGUCUGUGGGGAGAGAGAUCCUUUAAAAAGUCAGAAAUUCAAGGAGAAAGAAUGGUCGUUUCCCCCUAGUCCAGUCUGUGGGGAGAGAGAUCCUUUAAAAAGUCAGAAAUUCAAGGAGAAAGAAUGGUCGUUUCCCCCUAGUCCAGUCUGUGGGGAGAGAGAUCCUUUAAAAAGUCAGAAAUUCAAGGAGAAAGAAUGGUCGUUUCCCCCUAGUCCAGUCUGUGGGGAGAGAGAUCCUUUAAAAAGUCAGAAAUUCAAGGAGAAAGAAUGGUCGUUUCCCCCUAGUCCAGUCUGUGGGGAGAGAGAUCCUUUAAAAAGUCAGAAAUUCAAGGAGAAAGAAUGGUCGUUUCCCCCUAGUCCAGUCUGUGGGGAGAGAGAUCCUUUAAAAAGUCAGAAAUUCAAGGAGAAAGAAUGGUCGUUUCCCCCUAGUCCAGUCUGUGGGGAGAGAGAUCCUUUAAAAAGUCAGAAAUUCAAGGAGAAAGAAUGGUCGUUUCCCCCUAGUCCAGUCUGUGGGGAGAGAGAUCCUUUAAAAAGUCAGAAAUUCAAGGAGAAAGAAUGGAACAUUUGGGAGGGAGAAGAAUCUCCCUCUCCAACUUUACCACGAAGAGGACCAAGUGGCCAUUUAUCGUACAAGUGA